Messenger RNA from Papaver somniferum (opium poppy), 1164 nucleotides. Its product is annotated as nifU-like protein 2, chloroplastic. The coding region runs from base 170 to 871 and encodes 233 amino acids. Gene Ontology annotation, biological process: iron-sulfur cluster assembly. Gene Ontology annotation, cellular component: mitochondrion; chloroplast stroma. Gene Ontology annotation, molecular function: iron-sulfur cluster binding; iron ion binding. The transcript is spliced from 4 exons. Lineage: Eukaryota; Viridiplantae; Streptophyta; Magnoliopsida; Ranunculales; Papaveraceae. The record is from RefSeq and is a predicted model, not a curated record.
GAAGGUUUCCUAAACUGUCCUCUUCCUCCUCUCCUCUCCUCUCCUACAGCACCCAAACAGAAUCUUUCAUAAUUCUUCAACUCCUCCCUCAAAACAACAAAUUUCGCUUCUUUUAUUUCGGAACAGAGACAUACAGACAGGCGCACAGGGUAGAGAUAGAUAGAGAGAGAUGCAAGCAGUGAUUGUAAACCCUUCUUACUCUAGGGUUCAACAAUCCCCUGAACCUUCCUGUUCCACUUCUAUAUUCCCCUUCAAGAAUUCAAGCGUUCGUCCAAGGCAGAUUUCCCUCGCAAGAAGUAAUUUCUUGGGGCGGAGCUGUUCGUUUCGUUAUUCUCGUGGUCGAAGAGAUAUUCAAACGCGUGAGAAAGUUGUCAAGGCUGUUGCCACCCCAGAGUCGGUAGUGGAAUUGCCGCUAACUGCAGAAAAUGUUGAGACAGUUUUGGAUGAAGUGCGACCGUAUCUCAUGUCCGAUGGGGGUAAUGUGGCGUUGCAUGAGAUUGAUGGAAAUAUUGUCAGAUUGAAGUUACAAGGAGCAUGUGGGUCAUGCCCAAGUGCUAUGAUGACCAUGAAGAUGGGCAUCGAACGUCGUUUAAUGGAAAAGAUUCCGGAAAUAGUUGCGGUCGAGCCAGUUGAGGACACUGAAACUGGUCUUGAACUGAAUGCCGAAAAUAUAGAAAAGGUUCUGGAGGAAAUAAGGCCAUACCUUGUGGGAACUGGUGGUGGAGGUCUGGAACUAGUUGCAAUUGAGGAACCGAUUGUGAAAAUCCGGAUACUAGGACCAGCUGCUGGGGUCAUAACUGUUCGAGUGGCAGUAACACAAAAGCUGAGAGAGAAAAUCCCAUCAAUUGCUGCCGUGCAACUUCUUGGUUGAAAAUUCCUCAUACCACAACAAAAAGCUACUAAAUCCGCCACAAAGUAUUACAUGAAUUGUUCAGUGGUUAAGAUGUAUUACAUUUUUGUACAGUUAUCAUAUUUUUACUGCAUCAGAUGAAUAAGUGUUAAUUUGCCUUCAAUGGUUCAGUGAUAAAGUCAAUUCUGUAGUCUUACUGUAGUCUUAUUGUUGUAGUAAAGGAAAGAUUGCUGUGUGAAAAUGAGGUUCAUGAAUUCAUUGUUGGACUCGACUCAGGGGUCCACCAGUAUUGGUGAAAUUAUUUUGAUUACCCA